UAUUACUGUGGGCGUGGCCUUGCGCAUCAACAGGCGUGACCUGAGUCCACAAGUGGGCGUGGCUUGUUUGCCGGAUCCGCCGCUGUGUCUUCUCCCUCUGGAGUUCCAGGCCAGCGCGCGAGAGCUGCAGUCAUGGCCCGGCGGAGGGAGCGGGUGUGCGCGUGCAUGAGCCUCCUCAUCCUCAUCGUCGUCUUCAUCAUCAUCAUCGUCGCGUGCUCGUCGCGGCUCGUGGGCCAGGACUGCGAGGGGGGCUCGUUUAAGAAAGCUGCGGUGGCCGCGGACUCUGAGACGUGCUCGCAGGUCGGACGAGACGUCCUGCAGGAGGGCGGCACGGCGGUAGAUGGCGCAGUUGCGGCCCUCAUAUGCACGUCAGUAAUAAACCCACAGAGCAUGGGCAUCGGUGGAGGAGUCAUAUUCACCGUGAUGGAGACGAACGGUAAAGUGAAGAUCAUCAAUGCCAGAGAGACGGCUCCCAAGCUGGUCAAAGCGAACCUGCUCUCCGAGUGCUCCACUAACGUCCAGCAGGUCUCAGGUAGUCAGUGGAUCGGCGUUCCCGGUGAAAUCCGUGGUUAUGAGCGUGUUCACAGGCUGUACGGUCGUCUGCCCUGGUCCCGUCUGUUCCAGCCCACCAUCCGUCUGGCCAGAGAGGGGUUCAAAAUGCCAAACAUGCUCUCGCGCGUCAUCUCGUACUUCAGCCAGACCCCUCUACUGAAGCAGCUGUUCGUGGACGCAGAGGGGAAGAUGCUGAAGGAAGGAGACAUUGUGAAGUUUGAGAAAUUAGCAGACACCCUGGAGAAGAUAGCAGAGCGUGGAGCCAAUGAGUUCUACACAGGAGAAACAGCCAGAGACCUGAUCAGUGACAUAGAGGAAGCAGGUGGAACUGUCACCAUGGAGGACUUGAGAUCGUUUGAAGUGUUUGAGUCUGAAGCCUGGAAGGUGCCUCUGGGCAAUUACAUUAUGUACUUCCCCCCUCCACCUGCAGGAGGUGCAGCACUCAGCUUUAUACUCAACGUCAUGCAAGGCUACAUCCUAAAGCCAGCGUCUGUGCAGAAGAAAGAAGAUCGUGAGCUGACCUACCAGCGCUACGUGGAGGCCUGUAAGUUCGCUAACGGGCUGAAGAGGUUCAUGAGAGACCCCAGGUUCGGCUCUGACGCGGAGGCGUUCAAUAUGACUCAGAAAGAGUUUGCUGACCACAUUAGAAAGAAGAUCACAGACGACAGAACCCACGACGCUCAGUACUACAACGUCACCCCAGGAGUGGACACUCCGGGCACCACGCAUGUGUCCGUGCUGGACGAGCACGGCAUGGCUGUGUCCGUCACCAGCACCAUCAACCACAUAUUCGGGUCCAAAGUUUACUCCCCCAGAACAGGCAUCAUCCUCAACAACGAGCUCUCAGACUUCUGUGGGAAAACCAACCACAUUCACCCAGGUGAGCAGCCUCCAUCCUCCAUGGCUCCGGUCAUUCUUCAUUCCAAAACUGAGGAAAAUACCAUUAUUAUCGGAGGUUCGGGGGGGAGCAUGAUCACCACCGCGAUGGCCAUGACGCUCAUGAACUACCUGUGGUUUGGAAAGAAUCUGGACGAUUCCAUCUCUGCACCUGUCGUGUAUGUGGACGGUAAAAACGCGCUCAAGUUUGAGCCCCACUUCGACAAGGAUGUCAUCGAGGCUCUAAGAGGACUCGGACACACAGUUGAAGAUGCGAAGCUUUUCUUUAACGUGGUCAACGGAAUAUCAAAGCAAGAAGGAGAGUGUAUCGACGCCGUGUCAGACGCUCGGAAGAUGGGCAAACCUGCAGGAUACUGACCUUUUCUUAAGAUCUGACUCGUUUAGACCACAACACUCUCACUCCUCUCACUCCACACAGAACACAAGAACAGAUGUUAGGCUGCUGUUACAAAUUACGGCAGCAGUCGAAGAAGGGACUGAGAACAGGGUUCUCUUUCAAGCACUCGUUUCGGUAUCUCACUAUGGGGACACGCCCCUCUGCGUUGUCCUCAGAAGCCAUAUUUCAUUACGUGCCGUGGAGGCAGGGUCCCCUCCUGCCUUAUCAUCUAUGGCACGGCAUCAAAAAAUCAAUCUACAACCUCUUCUCGCUCUCAGAGGCAAGCUACCCUCUCUGACAUGGUGAACUCAGCAAACAGGUGAGUCGAACUGUUCCCAGAGUGUGCUAACUACUCCGUCACCUGUUUGGUCCUCACCUCAACCACUCGGAGAAGUAUCGGGCUAGCCUGUGUCCAAACAGUAGCCUCCGCCAUCUAGCCACAACACUACCCACUCUGUGCUUCAACGGAAACAUGUCGGCAGUGGACCCUUCCCUCACCAUGGAGAAGUGCGAUGCUCCAGCCAAGACAUAAGUCUGUGGGAAUAAGAUCUUGAGCAUGGACACCCGCUCAGCUUGCGCCGUGUGCCUAGGGCUGCAACAUGCCCAGGCUGCAUUAGCAUCCCUGGGUUUGAGUGAAGAAUGUGCUCACUUUUCUCUUAGGACCCUGGGGUGCAGGUAGGCAUGCCAAGCUGGCCUGACGGGAAAAGAUCCCAUGGGGGAAAACCAUUCGCCCACCACUAGACUCAACAGCAGGGUCUCAGGAGCCCAACAUUCCUGAAGGAGCUACCUGAGGCGAUCAGCUUGAUACGAUUUAUCCAUUAGUUGACUAAGUGGACACCUGCGUGGCCACAGGUCGCUCCGACUCAGAGGAAGAGUUAGUCGCUCCACAUUCCCGAAGAGGAGGACGACGACAAGUCCUUCAUUCCCUCUGUACAGGCUUCGAAGGCCGUAGCAUCAGAGAGCGAGUGCAGCACAGCUGAUGGGUCGCCACACCCCACCGCCAGCAUGGACCUGCACAUCCUCUGCAAGAAACUCGGCAUCCCUUGGCUGGACGUCUUCAUAGAGACCACCAUGUCUCGAUAUGAGGGGGAGCGUCUGCUAAAGGCGAAGUGCUCCGAAAGACAACUGCUGGCUGUUUGAGUGGCCACCUUCAGCAGUCAGGCUUCGGGAUGAGCCUGUCUGGCAAUACAGGAGUCUCAAUAUAACGUAGUAGAUACCAAAACGAGUGCUUGAAAGAGAACUUUAGGUUACAAAUAUAACCCUGGUUCUCUGGUAGCAUGAGUGAGGUAUCUCACCAGACCACCCUCCUUGCCAGGAGCGAGGAAGAGGUGUGCUUAUAUAAGGCAGGAGGGGCUCACACGUCUCAGAAAUAUGGCUUCUGAGGACAAUGCAGAGGGGCUUGUGCCCUAAGUGAGAUACCGCACUAUCAGAGAACCAGGGUUACGUUUUGUAAUUUAAAGCUUGCUUCACAUUGCACAUUUUUUGGGGUUAAAACUGUCAGGAGACCCCCUCUUUGCCAACACCCCCCAAACACAUACCACUAUACACAUUCAGAUGAAUACAGAAGGAUAACUGAAUAUCACAUCUACUCACUUCCAGGGCCUGCUGUCCUCAGCGAGCACUUCAACACGAAACCACAAAUCUUUAGCCGGUCAGUCAAGACCCUCCCUCAGUAACAUGUUCACUCAGUAGAAAUUCUGCACACUGAAAAAGAUGGUUCUUCAAAGAAAAUGGUUCUGUAUAGAAAUAUGAGCAGUCAAAGAACUCAUUGCAUGAUUACAGUUAUUUCAGACAGAUGGAGAAUGUGUUUUAUGUGGUUCUAUAAAGGACCUUUUUGAACAGGGUUCUAUAUAGCACCAAAAAUUCUUCUGCUGUUGUUACGAUGUCAAGACUUUUUGGUGCUGUUUACAACCCUAUACAACCCAUUCUCCAUCAGUCUGAUGAACCUUAAUGAUGCAACAAACACUUUAACCAUACAAAGGGUCCUCUGCUCAGAUGGAGCGAAGUCACACUGUGAGGAAAGCAGCUAGUCUGGAGAUUUUCCAACUGGAAAGAUAUCAUUUUUAUCGUGGCCAGUUCCGCCUCUGCAGCGCCCCCUCUGGUUCAAUUCUGCUAUAGUUACGGAUGACAUGUCUUUGUACCAAAGUACCAUGACACGUCACAGUGUGCAAAUCAGCCAACCAAUGUUAGCGCCCCCUGAUGACGCCAUACUCACGCUGCACUCGUAAACAUGACAGCACAGGAGCCGAGAGUGAGCAGAGAACCACCCUCAUGCGCUGAGCUAAACACCCCCAGCACCUCCUCACAGGGCUGUGAUGCGCCAGCUGUCUGUACCAACUGUAAAUAGCCAGUUAAUCUGAGUUUAGUUUGGAAUAAAGACGUUGGACAGAUUAAGUGAGGAUUCUUGAGUCUUAAUAAAGCUGCUAGUGUUGCAUCCGAUUCAGGUUUCCCUUCACAACUCGGACCCUCGGGCGCGACUCACUGAAAACAAAUCAAUGGCAAGCAAAACUGGUUCGACACGGUUCAGGAAAGGUUAACGUCAAAUUCCAGACUGCAUCAGCCUUCCAUCCGUACAGCCUUUCUCUUACUUUUUCCUGCUUUCCGUAGUUCCAGUGUUGCUCGUCUGAUUUCUGUUCAGCGCCCGAGGGUUUGAUUUAUGAAGGGGAACGUGAAUUUGAGUGGGAACUAAAUCGGAUGUAACACUGUUAAGUAUCAUGAACAGCUUGCAGAGCGUAAGGAUUUAAGGCCACUGCAACAAACCCUGGCUGAGCAGUGAUGCAGUCUGGGACCUUGAUGUCAGACUGAAGGAAGUGGAGACAGACUUUAAAGAAAUCCACUUUAUUCUUUCAGAAUCCAUCUAAGAAAUCAGGAAUAUCGAAUGUGAACUUGCUGAUCAGAUCAUUAGAUUCUGUUUGAUUCUGUUUCUCGCCAUAUUUUCUGAUCGCUGACGUACACUGGCUCUAAAAACACAGCAGCCCAGCCCGCCCGGUUCCCUCCCAGCCCCACCUCCAAACCCGUGCAUCACUGCAGUGCCCCUCCCAGCGUGGCCCGCCCACUUUUGAGCAUUUUUCAAAGUUGAGCCAGGGAUGUAGUUACAUUUUAAUACUUCGACUACGCGCUGCUGAUUACUGUCGAAUCUCCGGAGCCCAGAAAAUGGUAUUCAGGACAGCUGCAAGAAAUCAGUCACUGACAACUGACAAUCAUAAUUUCAUACAAUUGUUAAAAUGAUCUUCUCUGUGUUUCACGAGGAAUAUGUAGCACCACUCUCACAAGUCCUGUAGAACCACCUCGGGACUGCGUGCCGACCCCCAGCUGAAGAACCCCUCUAAGUUCUAGAUGUGUGAAUGUACUGUAGCCCAACAUCAUCGACUCAUGUGUUUUAUAUCUGCUGUAUGUUCCCCUCAGAUGAAACCUCAGAGCUUUGGUCAUAUAUUUAAACUUGUUUACUCUUUUUAAUACUAAGCAAUGUUGCAGCUGUAUUUUUGUAUUAAAUGUUACUUUGGAGAAAUUA
Messenger RNA from Pygocentrus nattereri (red-bellied piranha), 5336 nucleotides. RefSeq names its product glutathione hydrolase 5 proenzyme-like. Bases 133 to 1806 code for a protein of 557 amino acids. The transcript is spliced from 12 exons. NCBI's taxonomy places the organism in Eukaryota, Metazoa, Chordata, Actinopteri, Characiformes, Serrasalmidae. Gene Ontology annotation, molecular function: leukotriene-C(4) hydrolase activity; glutathione gamma-glutamate hydrolase. Gene Ontology annotation, cellular component: plasma membrane. The record is from RefSeq and is a predicted model, not a curated record. Gene Ontology annotation, biological process: leukotriene D4 biosynthetic process; inflammatory response; glutathione catabolic process.